AUGUCUGCACCAGUUGCUCGAAGACCAACAGCUCGUCGAGGUAUCUAUCCACCACCAAACGUCAAUUUACCAACAAACAAUCGAAAUUCUCAACCAUCCACAAAUAAUGGCGCUUCACAAACGAAAAAACAAAAGGUUGAAGAUUUAGGUGACCAAAUAGUACCCGAGUGCGAACCACUCGCAUCCACAGCAAUAGUUCUCUGGAACUUGAUAGCGGAGCCGAUUGUCGUUUCUCACUUUGCGAAUGCCACUGAUCCUAAAAAUAAUCGUUACACAAACGCUGCUAUAAUAGCAGCAUAUACAGCUCAAGCUGAGGCUUUUAUUGCUGAAUCUCGACGAGCUGCCAAUGAACAAACAGCUAAAAAUGUUACGAGAAAUCCCUACAACAACGCAACUACCGUUAUAGAUAUCGAUUGA
This is a messenger RNA of Adineta ricciae, 417 nucleotides long. NCBI's taxonomy places the organism in Eukaryota, Metazoa, Rotifera, Eurotatoria, Adinetida, Adinetidae. The record is from the annotation of a GenBank genome assembly.